AUUAAUUAUUACUAUAAAUUUUCUGCAACACAAAAGCAUCAUUUACCUUUGAACAUCUCGUCUAACGGGAUAAUAUCCGUGUCGAUGGUAUUUCUUGUCAUCUCUGAUCGUUGCUAGGACACUUGUUUACUUGCGAAUUUUUUCUUCCUUCCGCACAACGCAGCGACAGUUUAAAACAAAAACAUGGAAGAUACCGACGUUGAAAUCGACCGUUAUGGAUUAUUGACCAUUGCAAUACCAAAAUCGCGUUCAAAUUCAACCAUCGAUACGAUCUCUUACAGCAGCACUCAUGUUGUAUACAUAAAGAAUGAUUUUUUUGAAAGUAAAUGUCGUAAGAAUGAGGACGAUACGCGAAAUUUAAUAUUGAAAGGUGGAGAUCUUUUCUUGGAAAUCAAAAGGUAUCUACAGAGUUGGGACGCUCCCUAUUUGCGACUCUUUUUAAAGAAAAAUCACGAUGUUACGAGAAUCAAUUUAUCCUACAAUCAAAUUGACUCUUUUGGAUUUAUCGAUAUAAUUAAAUACGUUAUUAAUGAUGAUCAUAUCUUGGAAAUCGAUUGCCGUUACAAUAAUAUCACAGAAUCUGGCAUUAGUUAUUUACUAAAUAACGGGGAAAAAUUGAAAUUGAAAGUAUUGCAAUUAAGCGGGAACAAAAUAGGAAACGAAGGUGCAAUGAAAGUUGCAUUGACUAUGCAAAAAAAUAUUUAUAUUGAACGACUUGAAGUAGCUGACAUCGAUCAAACGGAAGAAAGCUUGAUUUAUUUUACUACUAUAUUGCGAACAGACCAAGAAUACCAUAAUAAAAGUUUGAAAAUUUUGGAUCUAAGUCGACCUAUCACAGAAUGUUUGUACUACAAAUUCAACAGUCAACAUAUUGCUGAAGCAAUCGGAUCAAUGUUGCGAUCUAACGCGUCGCUGGAAGAGCUAUAUUUACAAAAGUUUAGUUUUUCGUGUCACGAUAUUGAAGCAAUGAUUGAAGAUGCAAAGUAUAAUAGAACGUUGAAAUGUUUAGAUUUCCGUUGUAAUAAUAUCGGUGAUCACGGAAUGGAAAUAUUGUCAAAGUGGUUACAACAAGGGUCAACUUUGCAAACUCUCUUGUUAGGACACAAUAUCAUCACUAAUCAUGGUAUCAGAGCAUUAAGUAGAGCAAUAUCAGUUUCUAGAAUAAUAAUACUCGAUGUAUCAUACAAUCGUUUCAAUGACGAAGGCUGUAGUGAACUACUAUAUUCUAUAAAAAAAAUUUGGGUGCUGCGACAACUCCAAAUAUAUGGAAAUAAAAUUGGACAUAAGACAGCAAAGAUUAUCCAACAGAUGCUUUUAUCAACUAUAUUGAAUCAGGAUCGCAUCGACGUAGAAAUUUAUGAGGUUGACGAUACUUUACACCUUGCAUAUCGAGAAUGUCAAACAUUCUAAGUCUAAACAAAAUAC
Phymastichus coffea is the source of this 1425-nucleotide messenger RNA. Its product is annotated as FERM domain-containing protein C-like. Lineage: Eukaryota; Metazoa; Arthropoda; Insecta; Hymenoptera; Eulophidae. Gene Ontology annotation, biological process: activation of GTPase activity; nucleocytoplasmic transport. Gene Ontology annotation, molecular function: small GTPase binding; GTPase activator activity. The coding region runs from base 184 to 1410 and encodes 408 amino acids. The transcript is spliced from 7 exons. Gene Ontology annotation, cellular component: cytosol; perinuclear region of cytoplasm; nucleus. The record is from RefSeq and is a predicted model, not a curated record.